Molecule: messenger RNA, 1785 nt
Organism: Argiope bruennichi
Lineage: Eukaryota; Metazoa; Arthropoda; Arachnida; Araneae; Araneidae
Product: serine hydroxymethyltransferase, mitochondrial-like
Exons: 12
Coding region: 191-1717 (508 amino acids)
Biological process (GO): regulation of oxidative phosphorylation; purine nucleobase biosynthetic process; folic acid metabolic process
Cellular component (GO): mitochondrial inner membrane; nucleus; BRISC complex
Molecular function (GO): zinc ion binding; mRNA regulatory element binding translation repressor activity; protein homodimerization activity
Source: RefSeq, a predicted model, not a curated record
AUUAUUUAAACAAACAGAUGUGAAAUGAAAUCGCAAGCUUACGCGACGACUCACGUAAGCUCUACUAUUAGUAAACCUGUUUUAUUGUUGAUAUUAUGGCAGAUGGACGAAACUAGAGCUCCAACUGAUAGGCAGUUUCUUCACCUUCUGAAAACAUCGUGGAUAAGAUUGUUCACAUUACUUACGAAACAUGGCCCUUAAAGUAGCAUGCACACGUCUUCUGAGAACCGUUACGCUGCACCAAAAUCUUUCCCUUUUGACUUUUGAAAGCAAGAAUUGUCUUGGGGUAAACACAUCGAGAAUUCUUCCAUGUAAACUAUAUAGUACUUGGAAAGGAACUGAACCACUUAGUGAAGAUGAUCCAGAAAUUUGGCAGCUUGUUCAAGAAGAGAAGCAUAGACAGACUUCAGGUUUAGAAUUAAUUGCAUCUGAAAAUUUCGCUAGUCGCUCUUGUCUAGAAGCAUUAGGUUCCUGUUUAAAUAACAAGUAUUCAGAAGGUUAUCCUGGACAGAGAUAUUAUGGAGGAACAGAAGUUAUUGAUAAAAUUGAAAUUGUAUGUCAAAAGAGAGCACUGGAAGCAUUUCGUCUUGAUCCUGAAAAGUGGGGAGUGAAUGUGCAGCCAUAUUCUGGUUCUCCUGCCAAUUUCGCUGCAUAUACUGCUCUUCUUAGCCCUCAUGACAGACUGAUGGGAUUAGAUUUGCCUGAUGGUGGACAUCUUACUCAUGGAUUUAUGAAUGAUCAAAAACGAAUUUCUGCUACAUCAGUGUAUUUUGAAUCCAUGGGAUACAAAUUAAAUCCAGAAACUGGUUUAAUAGACUAUGAUAAAUUGGAAGAUAUGGCGAAAUUGUUUCGUCCAAAACUUAUAAUUGCUGGAACUAGUGCUUACUCUAGACUGUUGGAUUAUAAGCGUUUUAGACAGAUUUGUGACGACAUGAAAGCUAUUCUUCUUGCAGAUAUUGCUCAUAUAAGUGGUCUUGUUGCUGCUGGAGUUAUUCCAAGUCCAUUUGACUAUGCAGAUGUGGUUACCACAACUACUCAUAAAACCUUGAGAGGAGGAAGAGCUGGCAUGAUAUUUUUUCGUAAGGGUGUCAAAAAUGUGGACAAGAAGGGAAAUGAAAUAAAAUACGAUUUUCAGGAAAAAAUUAAUUUUGCAGUGUUCCCAAGCUUACAAGGUGGGCCUCACAAUCAUGCCAUUGCAUCUGUGGCUGUUGCUCUGAAACAGGCAAUGUCACCAGAAUUUCGCGCAUACCAAGAACAAGUUCUGAAAAAUGCAAAAGCUAUGGCUAGAGCUCUUAUUGCCAAAAAAUAUUCAUUAGUUUCUGGUGGGACAGAUAAUCAUUUGCUGUUAUUGGAUCUCAGACCUAAGGGUCUUGAUGGUGCUCGACUGGAAUGUGUAAUGAAUGCAACAAAUAUAACUGCCAAUAAAAAUACCUGCCCUGGGGAUAAGUCAGCAUUAGUUCCUGGUGGAGUAAGACUAGGUGCUCCUGCUCUUACUUCUCGCAACUUUAAAGAAAAAGACUUUGAACAAGUUGUUGAGUUUAUUCAUCGAGCUGUAGAAAUUGCUUUAGGUGUGAAAUCAAAAGCAGGCAAAACAGUUAAAGAAUUCAAAGCCUUUUUAGAAACUGAUGAAGCAGUAAAAGAACAGAUGAGAUUGUUGCGUAAGGAUGUGGAAGCUUUUGCCUCAACUUUUCCAAUGCCUGGCUUUUCUGAUCACUAAGAACUUAAUCCUUAAAAUAUUUUUUCUUCUUAAGUUGUUUAUAUGAAAAAUAAAAUAUUUCUAGGAAA